UAUACUUGUACACCACCAAGUUGUGGAGUGAAAGAGAAGAAAAACCCCACGUUUUUUUGGUCGUGCAUUCUCGUUCCUGCUUAAACCCCCCCCUCCCUCUUUUUUCCCAUCAUUUCUACCUUCUCUUUUCUUUAGUUUUCUUGCAUACUAAAAAUAAAAAUACUCCAUUUCUGGCGUAGCCGUCGAGGUUCGUCUUUCUUCAGAUCUCACUCUUUUCUCUUCAUCUCUUCCUUUUUCUUGUUUUAGAUCGGAUUUUCGAAUUCAAUUUCUCAAUUCUCAACUACUCAUUUCACCUUCGUCGCUCUUCAGAUCCGAUUGACUUGGUGAUGGCGGGGGAAGUGAGAGGUAGAGUGAAGGCUGUUCCUUCAGGGGACACCUUGGUGAUUAUGAGGAUCAUCCAAGGAGAUGCCGUCCCACAGGAAAAGACGGUCACUUUAUCGUAUAUCAUGGCUCCCAAGCUGGCUCGCAGAGAUACUUAUGACGAACCCUUUGCAUGGGAGAGCAGAGAAUAUUUGAGGAAACUCUGUAUCGGACAGGUAGUAUCUUUUAAAAGGAAGAAGGAGGAUGUCCCAUCUUCAAUGGCUGGGGCGGGGGCGAGAGAGUUUGGUUCUGUAUUUAUUGAUGGAAAAGAUGUGGCGAAGAUGGUGGUUUCAAAUGGCUGGGCAAAGGUAAAAGAGCUGAAAGGUGAUGGAAGCCCCGAGUAUCAAGAGCUACUGCAACUUGAAGAACAAGCAAAGGAGCAAGGUUUAGGCAAGUGGAGUAAGACUCCUGGUGCUUCAGAGGCUUCCGUCAGAAAUUUGCCUCCUUCAGCCAUUGGCUCAUCAAAUAAUUUUGAUACCGAGGGGUUUUUAUCUGAAAAUAAAGGAAGGUCAUUGCAUGCAAUUGUGGAGCAGGUUCGUGAUGGAAGUACAGUGCGAGUCUACUUGCUUCCUGAGUUUCAGUAUCUUCAGGUUUUUGUGACUGGAAUCCAGUCUCCUUCAAUGGGAAGGAGACCAGCUCCAGAUAGAGCUAUUGAAGCUGAAGUAAGCACAAAUCAACCUAAUGGACAAACUGCUACUGAGACUCGUGCCCCCCUGACCUCAGCUGCAAUAGUUGCUGCAGCAGCAGGUGUGGAGACAGCCCCAGACCCCUUUGGGAGGGAAGCGAAGCACUUUACAGAGACACGCACAUUGCAUAGAGAUGUACGCAUUGUCCCUGAAGCCCGUGAUAGUUUUGGCAACUUGGUUGCUUCUCUAUAUUAUGAUGCAGAUGGUACAGCAAUGAACCUGGCCCUGGAAUUGGUAAAAAAUGGCUUAGCUAAAUAUCUUGACUGGAGUGCAAAAUAUUUAGAAGACAAGGAUAGAAUGGAAUUGAAAGCAGCGGAGCUUGAGGCAAAGAAGCAGAGAAUGAGGAUGUGGACAAACUAUGUGCCUCCAGCUACAAAUUCAAAAGCAAUCCAUGACCAAAAUUUCACUGGAAAGGUAGUUGAGAUUGUUAGUGGAGACUGUAUCAUUGUUGCCGAUGAUGCUGUGCCACUGGGUCAUCCGUUGGCAGAGAGAAGAGUCAAUCUCUCUAGCAUAAAAGCUAAUAAACUGGGUAAUCCACGGAGGAAUGGUGUAGUAGAGCCAUAUGCACGUGAGGCAAAGGAGUUCCUUCGCCAAAAGCUCAUUGGCCGUCAGGUGAAUGUUUCUAUGGAGUACUCAAGAAAGGUUAGUGUUGGGGGUGGUAUUGAAAAUGUGGGUGCCCCUACUGAUUUCAGAGUCAUGGACUUUGGAUCUGUGUUCCUGCUUGCUCAAGCCAAGGGUCAAGGUGUUGAUGCUACAUCUGCUCAAUCUACAGCUGGGGGUCAGCCAGCUGGAUACAAUGUUGCUGAAAUGUUGCUUAGCCGUGGGCUUGCAAAAGUAGUACAACACAGAGACUUUGAAGAAAGAUCCAAUUACUAUGAUGCUCUAUUGGCAGCUGAAUCAAAACCAAAAGCUAGCAAGAAAGGGGUUCAUGCUGAUAGUGGUGCUAAUACACCUGCAUACCACAUUCAAGAUCUCACCAAUGCUCCAGCAAAGAAAGCCAAGGAUUUCUUGCACUUCUUUCAACGAAGUAGGAGGCUUCCUGCCAUUGUUGAAUAUGUUCUCAGUGGCCAUCGGUUCAAGCUUCUAAUUCCCAAAGAAACUUGCAGUAUUGCAUUUGCUUUCUCAGGGGUGAGAUGUCCUGGACGAGGUGAACCUUAUUCGGAUGAGGCAAUUGCAUUUAUGAGGAGAAAAAUAAUGCAGAGAGAAGUUGAGAUUGAAGUGGAAACUGUUGAUAGAACUGGCACUUUUUUGGGAUCUCUCUGGGAAUCUAAGACAAAUAUGGCUGCUGUAUUACUUGAAGCUGGGCUUGCUAAAUUUCAGGCUUCUUUUGGUAUGGAUCGGAUAGCUGAUGCUCAUCUACUUGCUCGAGCUGAGGAGUCUGCCAAACGCCAGAAGUUGAAGAUAUGGGAAAAUUAUGUUGAAGGACAGGAAGUUUCAAAUGGAUCACCUUCUGUCCCUGAAAACCAGAAGAAGGAAGUUCUAAAGGUGGUUGUCACCGAAGUGCUUGGUGGAGGAAAGUUUUAUGUUCAAACAGUUGGUGACCAAAUGGUUGCUUCUAUUCAGCAGCAGCUUGCUUCCUUGGACAUUUCGGAAGCUCCUGUAAUUGGUAGCUUUAACCCCAAGAAGGGUGAUCUGGUUCUUGCUCAAUUUAGUGCCGACAACUCAUGGAACCGAGCCAUGAUUGUGAAUGUGCCUCGUGGUGGCAUUGUUCAAUCCCCAAAAGACACUUUCGAAGUCUUCUAUAUUGAUUAUGGUAACCAAGAAGUACUCCCCUACAGUUGUCUACGGCCUAUACCUCCUUCAGUUCAUUCUGUACCUGGAUCAGCUCAACUCUGUAGUCUUGCAUUCGUCAAGGUUCCAAGCUUGGAGGAAGAUUAUGGACAUGAAGCGGCUGAGUAUUUGAGUGAGCUAACUCUGAACAAUUCCAGGGAAUUUAGGGCCAUGAUUGAGGAAAAGGAUACAUCUGGUGGAAAAUCGAAAGGUCAAGGAAGUGGCACAGUGCUUCUAGUCACCUUGGUUGAUGUGGAAGCCAGUUCAAGCAUCAAUGCUGCCAUGUUGAAGGCUGGACUUGCUAGAUUAGAGAAACUUAAAAGAUGGGACAGCAGGGAGAGGAAAUCUGCCAUUGAUAACCUGGAAGAAUUUCAGGAGGAGGCGAAGAAGAGCCGUAGUGGAAUGUGGGAAUAUGGAGACAUACAGUCUGACGAUGAGGAUUCAGGUCCUCCUGCUAGGAAACCUGCCGGUAAGCGUUGAGCAUUCAAUAAAGAUAACUAAACUACCUAUGGUUUAGCUGUAGGCCGGGACUACACCGUUCAGAGUCCAAGAUAUAGAGAAGAGGAAAAUCAAAUGCGUCUUAAAAUUAAACUACUGAGUUGGUCUUUUAGUAAGUUGCAAAUUUUGUUAUUUAUUUAGUUUAAUUUUCAUAAACUUAUGGGUAAAAUAGUGAACACACUCCCCUUCUCCCUCAUCUCAUUCUCUGUACUUGAAUAGAAGUGUCACGAGUUCGUUUGCUUCCGUGGGGAGGCUGCCCUCACAAUUUUAUCUGUAGACCUGUUAAUUUUGUACCAUCUUUGAUUCUAUUUUUGAACUCGUGUUCUUUACUUUGAUUUGACAUA
Amaranthus tricolor (Joseph's coat) is the source of this 3658-nucleotide messenger RNA. RefSeq names its product ribonuclease TUDOR 1-like. Gene Ontology annotation, molecular function: nuclease activity; RNA binding. The transcript has 17 exons. The record is from RefSeq and is a predicted model, not a curated record. Lineage: Eukaryota; Viridiplantae; Streptophyta; Magnoliopsida; Caryophyllales; Amaranthaceae. Bases 327 to 3296 code for a protein of 989 amino acids. Gene Ontology annotation, cellular component: nucleus; cytosol; RISC complex. Gene Ontology annotation, biological process: regulatory ncRNA-mediated gene silencing; mRNA catabolic process.